AUGUCGGCAUGUGCGUCUGGUAAGUCCGAGGUUGUGGAGUUUCUCCUUGCUAAUGGAGCAAGAGUGGACGCCAGAGACAACAAACAAAGGACAGCUUUGCACUUUUCAGCUGCUAACAACUCUCUUGAUGUGGUGAUGCUCCUGGUUCGAUCGGGUGCUCGGAUUUACGACGAAGACGACGGUGGACUUAUGUCACUUCAUUACGCUUCUCAAAAUGGCCGAAAUAAAAUCAUCUUUUUUCUCAUCGAACAUGGAUGCGAUGUGAAUCAUCUCACAGGUGACACCUAUGAAGAUACGGAAAGAAGCCUAACAGGCUCCACAGCCCUACAUUUCGCAGCGCAAAAUGGACACAACGAGACGAUACUUCUCCUACUAAGAAAGGGUGCUAAGGUUGAUAGCAUUAAUUUGAAUGGUCAAACCCCUCUUAUGUUGGCAGCUAAACGCGGUCAUGUGACUACUGUGGAACUACUUCUGCGUAGAGGAGCUGAUAUUAAUGCCCUCGAUGUCUAUCAAAACACCGUCCUGGAAAUCGCAGUCCUAGCUAAGACAUUGUGUGUGGCUAAGCUGCUAAUUCAACGUGGAAUCAACACAGUUGGUUUUGUUCGAUCAAUGUCCUGCGAGCGCUUACUCACUGACGCGAUAAGUGGCGGAGACAGAGAUCUAUUACAAACUCUCAUAAACGUGCAAGAUUCAGUUAAGGAGAAACUUCAGGAGAUUCGUGUUAGUCCAUGGGACAAGACGUUGCUGCAUGUAGCGGCGGAAACUAAGGGCAAUUUUCAAGUCAUUGAUCUGCUCACCGAGAUAUUUCCUGAAGUAAAUGUAAAGACUCCGCGGGGGAAGACGCCGUUACAUUGCGCAGCGGAUGUGAACAUCGCCAGGAAACUUCUGGAGACUGGAGCCAAAGUUAACGAAACGUAAGUAAAAGCUCAUCUUGAUUGUUUCUAUUAAGGCGUGCCAGAUAAGAAAUAUUAGAACAAGAGGUAUGAAAGAGGUACUUACUCGGCAGAGUGACCUCAUAGGUCCUACUCUCGUACUAUAUAGUAGCUUAUAAAGAAGACAUAGAAGUAUCAAUGAAGGAGAGGGUGGUGGGGGGGUUAGAUUGUGACAGGAAAAGCUGGCCUGAACGUAUGGUAAUCACCAGCAGAAUCUACCUCAAAUGACCGUGCAGACAACAUGCAUUAAACAUCAUUCAUUAAUAGCGCGGGUUAGCAUCGCACAAACUGAACAGAUGAUCUAAAUAAAAUGCUCGGGAAUUUGAAUUAAUCGAUUAGAGUAAAAUGCUCGUUUGAGCUCUCUUUACGACAGAUAAGAUCCGAUGGAUUAUAAUUUUUCUUUCCUUCUUUUUUUUCCGGAAGUUGUCAACCUAAGAAGUCAUUAUUUAAUGACAGUGGUCAGUUUUUUGGUUCUUGGCAUCAGGGCCUUUUAAGAAAACUUCUAACAAAAUAUAAUCAGACUGAUUUUAAAAAUCUGCUGUUCCAGAUGUCGCCUGUCAGUAGAAGCAUAGGAGCAAACACCCUCGUUGCAUGCAAACAAUGCCUGAGUUAUGCUAUUUAUUUCCACAGUGAUCAAUUUGGAGAGACACCCGCCAUGGCCGCCGCGAGGAACAAUCAUUGGGACGUAGUGGAAUUUCUCAUCAUAUACAACAGUUGCGUCACAAAUACAUCAAACAAGUUUGGUCAAACCUUGCAUAGUAUGGCCACGCUUUGGGAAGCUCCUUCUUCAGUGAAA
Molecule: messenger RNA, 1728 nt
Organism: Pocillopora meandrina
Lineage: Eukaryota; Metazoa; Cnidaria; Anthozoa; Scleractinia; Pocilloporidae
Source: the annotation of a GenBank genome assembly